Messenger RNA from Anastrepha obliqua, 3010 nucleotides. RefSeq lists its product as uncharacterized. NCBI's taxonomy places the organism in Eukaryota, Metazoa, Arthropoda, Insecta, Diptera, Tephritidae. Bases 1 to 3003 code for a protein of 1000 amino acids. The transcript is spliced from 8 exons. The record is from RefSeq and is a predicted model, not a curated record.
AUGGUGGCGCACCAACUGGAGGAGGGCAGUGAUCGCACAUACCGUCUGUCGGGCACAAAUUGCAACAACAACAACAGCAACCACGCAAAAAUGCGGCACAGUAAACGAACGCUGAAUAACGAAAAUAACAACAACACAACAUGGCUUUUGCUGCUAUGUCUGCUAAUAGCCUCACCUGCCAUCACCAUGGCAGCCAGACGUUCGCGUCUGGAUUUAGCUGCGAGCGCACAACCUGUAGCUCCAGCCGCUGCCGCUGCGGCAGUCUCCUCCACCACAACUAAGGACAGCAAUUUACCUAUUGCAGAGCAACAAACUGCAACAGCAACAUUCGUCGAUGCAGCAGCAGCAGCGGCAGCACCUGUGGCGGCACCAGUUUCACUCAACAUAGGUACAGCAGGAGCCACCACUGCCGCUGAUGCAGCAACCAACGAUGAUGUAAAGCGUCAAUCAGAGGUUUUAGUCAACAACAAACAGCCAGCUGUUGCUACCGAUUUGGGGGGCAGCUCCGAGGCAAAACAUGCCAUUGACAACUCAGCAGUCAGCGAUGCAGAAAGUGAAGAACUAGAUGCAGCAAACUCGGCAGCGGCGGCAGUAGGUGGAACAGCAGCAGAUACGGCGGCAGCAGCGGUGGCGGCCGUUGCACCACCUGCGGCAUACGAUUCGACAACCAGUGCUGCAGUAGCAUCCGCUGAAAAGUUGGCUGCAUCUGAACUCCACAAUGCCAAUGAAGAGGAGGAUCAAUUACCAAAGGAACAGAAAGAAUUGCCGACAGAGAUUGGCGAUGAGGACGUUGACUUGCUGGGCAGUGGCAGUAGCGUUGGGACAGCUAGCGGCGGACAUGGCAACACUGUUGAGGAAUGCGAUCCGGAGUUGAUUGGCUUCGAAAUUGUAACGGGCUAUGUUUUCUCUGCUCCCGGAAAAUUAUUGAACUCACUGCCUGGCACAUUAAUGCUAACCGAUUGCUUGGAAGCGUGUCAAACGAAUGAGGCCUGUCGUGCAGUGAACUAUGAGACCGGGUUGUGUGUACUCUUCUCGGCCAAUGCAGAUAAAUUGCCUGGCGCUCUCACCAAAUCGCAAUUCCCUGUCUUCACAAUUUAUGCACAAAAAUCAUGUCUCGGCAUACGGCCGUGCGCACGUGCCUGGUGUGUCGAUCGCGUGCAGAGCUACAAGCUGAAUGGCUAUGCGAAGCGCACGAUACCGGUGAUAUCGCGACGUGAUUGCCUGGAAUUGUGUUUGGGCGAAAACGAAUUCACGUGCAGAUCGGCCAACUACUAUCGCAAUACAAACACUUGUGAGCUCUCGGAAAUGGAUCGCAUUACGCUGGCCGGCACAGGCGCAUUCCAGCCGCACGAUGCUGUCGAUUAUCUGGAGAAUAACUGCGCCGAUGAGCCAAAUAAAUUGUGCGAGUUCAAACGCUUGUCCGGCCGCAUAUUGAAGACGGUGGAUUCGGUGUAUCAGGAUGUUGGCAGCAUUGAUGAGUGUCGUGAUUUAUGUUUGAAUUCGCCGUACAGAUGCCACUCCUACGACUAUGGUGACACCGGCGACAUGGUUUGCCGCCUUUCGCAUCACAGCCGCGCUACUCUCUCCGAUGUUCAAGAUCCUUACCUGGAAGUACCCGAAGCAGCCACUUACGAACUCUCGUCUUGCUACAAUGUGACGAUCGAAUGCGGCGCUGGCGAUAUGAUUGCACGCAUACGUACCUCAAAACUCUUUGACGGCAAAGUUUACGCUAAGGGUUCACCCAAAUCGUGCGCUGUCGAUGUAAAGAACUCGCUAGACUUUGAACUGCGCAUGGGGUAUCAGGAUCUUGAAUGUAAUGUACGUCAAAGCGGCUCUGGACGUUACAUGAACGAUGUAGUGAUACAACAUCAUGAUACCAUUGUCACCUCCUCAGAUUUGGGUUUGGCUGUCACUUGUCAAUAUGACUUAACUAACAAAUCGGUAUCGAAUGAAGUUGAUCUUGGCGUGAAGGGUGACAUUGAACCAGCUCUUAGUGAGGAGGUAAUUGUCGAUUCACCGAAUGUGAUUAUGAAGAUCACCUCACGCGAUGGUUCCGAUGUGAUGCGCUCGGCUGAAGUUGGUGAUCCGUUGGCGCUCAAAUUCGAAAUACUUGAUGAACACAGUCCCUACGAGAUAUUUGUACGCGAAUUGGUUGCUAUGGAUGGUAGUGAUAAUGCAGAAAUUACGCUCAUCGAUUCGAAUGGUUGUCCUACGGACCACUUCAUCAUGGGACCGAUCUACAAGAGCUCCUUAUCUGGUAAAAUUCUACUCUCACACUUUGAUGCAUUCAAAUUCCCCUCAUCAGAAGUUGUACAGUUCCGUGCACUCGUCACGCCCUGUAUGCCAACAUGCGAGCCGGUGCAAUGCGAUCAAGAAGAUAUCGGUGGUGAAUUCAAGUCAUUGAUUUCAUAUGGACGCAGGAGGCGUUCACUGAAUGUGACAGAAACUUUUGCCGGCACUGUGCAGAGCAGCCACGUGCAACAACAACAACAGGUGGAGCAACAACAGCGCCUGCAUAGUAAACAACAGCAAUUGCGCCUGCGCACCAGACGUGAGACAGCCGCCUCGACGAGCAGCAAACCUAGUCAAGAGGAUAUGCUUUUGGUACAAUCAAUUCAGAUCACUGACAAAUUUGGCUUCGAUAAGCAACAGCAACAACAACAGCCCAAGUCAACAGCGUACGAUGGCAAUGAGAUGAUUUUCAUUAACGGCGAAGCAGGACAAGGAUACUGUGUUAAUGCGAUCGGGCUCAUUGUGGCUGUCACAGUAUUCCUGCUAGCACAACUGGCCGUUAUUGCCAUCUGGACUUAUCUGCAUCAACGACGCCGAAAGCAACAACCCUACAGCAACGAUGUGCUCAGCAGCGGCUCCAGUUAUGGCUCACACAAUGGCAGUUCGGUAAAUGGCUCGACAAUGGUGACCAGUGUGCCAAAUGCGCGAUCCGAAUCGUUGUGCAAACUAUAUGACACUGGUUUCGCUGGACGGCAUGGACGUCAAUUUUAGAAGCGAG